ACACAUUUGCAUUAAAAGGACACCAAAAUUACAAGCUGCCUUGCUUUAACAUAAUGGCUCCAAUAAAUCUUCUUUCUUCAAUGCUUUUUGUGUCCUUAUGUAUUAAUUUUCUCCGUUAUUCUUGGUUUAAUCCAACCGAACUCUCCUCCAGUGCAGAAACUGUAAGAGAUAGGAAAAAUAGUUCUAUUAAAGGGAUGUUUGUGUUUGGGAGCUCCUUAGUUGACAAUGGUAACAAUAAAUUUCUUAAAACAUUAGCCAAAGCUGAUUACUUGCCUUAUGGCAUGGAUUUUCCACUUGGCCCUUCCGGGAGGUAUACUAAUGGCGAAAACAUUAUCGAUAUUCUUGGAAAAUUGCUUGAUAUUCCAGCAUUCAUACCAGCUUUCUUUAAUCCAGCUACAAAGGAAAAUCAUACAGCUGUUGGUGUUGACUAUGCAUGCGGGGGCUCUGGGAUCCUAGAUGAGACUGGCUCCAUAGCGGGAGGAGUUCUGAGUUUGAAUGAGCAAAUCAAGAAAUUUGAGGAUGUAACAUUGCCGCAGUUGCAGAAUCAGGGGAAGAACAGAAGCAAAGAGGAAUUAUCCAAGUACUUGUUUGUGAUUGGAAGCGGAGGAAACGACUAUACUUUGAAUUACUUCCUAAACAGAUCAAAAUCUAAUGUCAGUGUUCAUGAAUUCACUGACAAUCUGACAACCACCCUCUCUUCUCAACUUAAGAAAUUGUACAGUUUGGGGGCAAAGAAGUUUGUACUUAUGUCUUUGUAUCCUCUCGGCUGCACUCCUCGAAGCAUUGCUGCACAACCAAAGAGGAAGGGCUGCGAUAAAUCCCUUAAUGAUGCUGCAUUGUUAUUCAAUGCCAACUUAGAAUCCUUGGUAAAAGGCAUUAGGCCACAAAAGCCUAGUCCUAACUUUGUUAUGGUCAAUGCAUACAACAUUAUGCAAGAAAUAAUCAGGGACCCUGUUUUAUAUGGUUUCAGUGAUGCAACGAAACCUUGUUGCCAAGUACCGAGGAGGAGAGAAGGGGGAAAUGGGAUUUCAUGCCAGAAAGGAGGUACGACGUGUGAAGACAGGAACAAGUAUGUGUAUUUUGAUGCCUUACAUCCAACGGAAGCUGUGAAUGUUGAAUUAGCUACGAAGGCUUUCAGUUCAGAUUCCAUUAAUGAUGUUUAUCCCUUCAAUAUUAGAAAACUCGCUCAAAUUUAGGGUUCAUAUUCGGUAAAAUUUGUAGGUAAUAUUACAAUUUCAGAAUUUGAUGUCAUGCUAGUUGAUCUAAAACUUUGUAU
This is a messenger RNA of Daucus carota subsp. sativus, 1276 nucleotides long. Its product is annotated as GDSL esterase/lipase At1g29670. Gene Ontology annotation, molecular function: hydrolase activity, acting on ester bonds. The record is from RefSeq and is a predicted model, not a curated record. NCBI's taxonomy places the organism in Eukaryota, Viridiplantae, Streptophyta, Magnoliopsida, Apiales, Apiaceae. The transcript has 4 exons. Bases 54 to 1196 code for a protein of 380 amino acids.